AUGAGCGAGGUCAACCCCCAUACAACCUGGGAGAGAAAAAUAAAACAAACCGAUCAUCGAGUUAAGUUAAUGAAUGAAAUUGUCCGUUAUAUUCGUUUGGUUAAAAUGUAUACUUGGGAAAAACCAUUUCAAUUUAAAGUUGAAAAAGAUUUUUUACUGUUAAAAGAACAAAAUGAACAAGAUAUUCCUUUAGAAUAUCGUAUUACAAACGCAGACCAGACACCACACGUUCAACUAGAUAAUAUUUAUGCCAAAUGGAAUGAUUUGGAAAGUUUACACUAUGGAAUGUGGACUCUUGUAGGGGAUAAUGGAAUAACACUUAGCGGAGGACAAAAGGCAAGACUAAGUUUAGCUCGUGCGUUGUACAGAAACUAUGAUAUUUAUCUACUGGAUGAUCCACUAAGCGCUGUCGAUCCAAAAACAGGCAAAUUUAUUUAUCAAAAAUGUAUUAGAGGCUUUCUAAAGCAUAAAGUUUGCAUAUUGGUGACACAUCAGAUUCAGUAUUUAAAAAAUGCAACGAAAAUAUUAUGCAUGGAAAAAGGUCAUAUUACUGAUGAGGGAACAUAUCAUGAAUUAUUGGACAAGAGUGAAAGUUUUUGUCAUUUAAUUCAUGAAAUUCAACAUCAAAAGUCUGAAAGUAUUUCAGAAACAAAUGAUAAAAAUAAAUUAGAACAAUUAGAUUCGAUUUGUGGUUAUCAAGAUGGCCGAAUUAUCAAUAGAUUUGCGAAAGAUACAGCGAUUAUUGAUGAAACACUACCAACAAACUUGUUCGAUUAUAUGGAUUGUUUGUUUAUAACUAUUGGAACAUUUAUUUUGAUUAAUAUUAUUAAUCCUUGGACUUUGAUUCCAACUAUUUUGGGUUUUAUCGGUCUAUUAUACAUUCGACAAACAUAUAUAUCAUCAGCACAAGAUUGUCAGCGACUGGAAAGUUUAUCUCGAAGUCCUGUUUAUUCUCAUUUAUCUGCUAUGCUUGAUGGUGUUAUUACCGCACGAGCAUUCCGUGCAACCGAAAUUUGUAUCAAAGAUUUCGAAAGAUAUUUGGAUAAUCAUACGAAAGCAAUUUACCUACUUCGCACAGUUGAUAGAUGGGGCGGAAUACGUUUUGACUGGCUGUCAGCUGGUUUUCUUACAUUUUUAGUUUUUUCAAGUUUACUUAUGCACAAAAGUCUACCAAGUGCUAAUGUUACUGUUGCAAUCGUUCAUGCAUUGACAUUAAUUGGUUUUCUCCAAUGGUUCAUUCGAUUGGGUACAGAACUUCUGUUACAAAUGACUGCUGUUGAACGUAUCAAUGAGUAUUGUCAUUUACCAGUAGAAGAAUCUAAACAUAAUGAACCGCCAAAACCUCAUUGGCCGGCAGAUGGGCAAAUUAAAUUUGAUAACUUGUCAUUUCGUUAUUCAAUCCACUCAUCAUGGAUUUUAAACAAAAUUGAUUUGGUUAUUCAACCAAAAGAAAAAAUAGGAAUUGUUGGUCGAACGGGAGCAGGAAAGAGUUCGAUUAUUCAAGCACUAUUUAGAAUGGCCGAUUUAGAAGGAAAAAUUCUAAUUGAUGGUAUAGAUACUAAAAGUAUUUCGUUGAAUAGUCUUCGUAAUCGAAUAUCCAUUAUUCCGCAGGAUCCCGUUUUAUUUGACGAUUCAAUUCGGAAUAAUGUCGAUCCAUUCGGUGAAUAUUCAGAAAUUGAAAUAUGGAAUGCUUUGGAAGAAGUACAAUUGAAACCUAUGAUUAUCCGUCUUCCCUAUGGUUUAUCUCAUCAAAUCUCAGAAGGCGGUGCAAAUUUUAGUGUGGGACAAAGACAGUUAAUGUGUUUGGCUCGUGCUUUACUUAGAAAAAAUAAAAUAUUAGUUAUUGAUGAAGCAACCGCUAAUGUGGAUAUGGCGUAA
Messenger RNA from Didymodactylos carnosus, 1878 nucleotides. NCBI's taxonomy places the organism in Eukaryota, Metazoa, Rotifera, Eurotatoria, Philodinida, Philodinidae. The record is from the annotation of a GenBank genome assembly.